Nerophis lumbriciformis (worm pipefish) is the source of this 744-nucleotide messenger RNA. Lineage: Eukaryota; Metazoa; Chordata; Actinopteri; Syngnathiformes; Syngnathidae. The record is from RefSeq and is a predicted model, not a curated record.
CAGCCUUUUUAUUGAUCAUUCCCAUCCGUGAAGCAUGGUCAGCCUCAACUCCUGCAGGAUGAACGCCAAUCUACUUGCUCUGACUCUAUGUCUCCUUGGAAGUACAGUCCUUCUGUGCAGAGGAGAGUCAACACCCGCUACAGUACCGACAACACCUGCUCCGGGCCCGACAACACCUGCUCCGGGCCCGACUACACCCGCUCCGGGCCCGACUACACCCGCUCCAGGCCCGACUACACCCGCUCCAGGCCCGACUACACCCGCUCCAGGCCCGACUACACCCGCUCCGGGCCCGACAACACCUGCUCCGGGCCCGACUACACCUGCUCCAGGCUCGACCACAGGUGCUGCGGCCUCCACCACCCUGUCUCCGGAUAAUUCGACCACUCCUGGAGCCUCGCCCUCAUCGGCGAUCCAAACCACCGCAGGCAAAGAACCGCCAGAGGGUCUUUCAGAGGGCGCCAUCGCCGGUAUUGCCAUCGGUUCCAUCGCAGGUGUGGCCGCCCUUGGUGGCGGUAUUUUUGGUAUACUCCGGUACACUGGGAAGGUCUGAGAGCAGAUUAUCCCAACUUUGAUGCCAUGGCCGACAAGAAAGGAAUACAUGUUAACUAGCAUCAUUUUAAAUUCAUGUUUCGGUAAAUAAGCAAGCCCCCUUUUCACGGCUAUUGUUUUUUAAUGUUUGUUUGUUUUCAUCUUUGAAGGGCUGAUGAUGUGUGAUUAAAGCAAAAUUGUCAUUUUCUAAAU